GCUAUCUAAUCCGCUUUUGUUAUGUAUGAUUCUAGCACGCAGGCUUAGGACGAGCCAAGAAUGACUGAGUCUCUAGUACACGCGGCAUCGCGUCUUGCUGAAUGCUGCGCACUGCUGGCAAUUGGUUAUAACCUUAAGCAAACGGGAGUUCUGAGAAGUAGCGAUGGCGAGACGGCGAUCAAGCUGGCAUCGACAUUGACGCUGCCAUCAGUCAUAAUACAAGCUUUUGGCAACGGCCCCCCUCUGGGCCCCAGCUCCCUCUCUCUAGUGGGGGUGGCCUCCGUGUGCCUGGGGGCGCAGCUGGCGGCCACAUGGCUGUACUGCGCCCAACGGCCCCCCCGCGAGCGUGCCGUACUGUCCGGCAGCUGCACGGGUCUGGAGCUGGGCGGCUGGGGCUACCCGCUGGCCGCGAUACUGCUGAUGUCGGGGCCGGGGGGGCCGCACUCGGGGCAUGCAGCAGGGGGGGCAGCAACAGCAGCAGGGGCGCUGGGGGCAGGUGCAGCAGCAGCAGCGGGGUGGGGUCCGGGUGCUGCUGCUGCCGCUGCCGGCGUGUUGCAGUGUGUGGCGCUGGUGGACAUGGUGAACAUGCUGGCAGUGUGGCUGGGCAGCUACCUACUGAGUGCCGGCGCGGGCCCCGCCUUCCCCGCCGCCUUCCCGCACGAGGACGGGGGCAGCUACCGGGGGCAGUGGCGGGGCAUGCGCAAGGAGGGGCUGGGGGUGUACACCUAUGCCAGCGGUGCCCGCUACGAGGGCGAGUGGCGGAACAACGUCAAGGAGGGGCGGGGGGUGUACCACUUCCCCAAGGGCGGCGUGUAUGAGGGCGAGUGGUCCAAUGGAAGCAUGAACGGUCUGGGAGUGCGCACACUGAGCUCAGGACAGGUCAAGGCGGGUCGCUGGCGUGACGGUGUGUUGGAGACCCCCCUGGAGCUGUGGCAGGUGGCGCUGGCGGCGGACGGGGCGGCGGCGGUGGCGGCAGCAGCCAGGAGUGUUGAGGUGGGCGGCGGGCGGCUGGUGGAUGCGGCGCAGCAGCUGGCGGCGCAACCGGGCUUGUGGGCGCUGCUGGCGGGGCUGGGGAUGAAUGCGGCCAGGGUCGCGCUCCCCCCCUGGCUGAGCCAGCUGACUGCCCCCCUGGCGGCCGCACACGCGCCCCUCAUGCUGCUCGCCGCCGGCCUCACCGCCCCGCAGCUGCCGGCUGCCCUCAAGGCGCUGCAGGGGCCGCUGCUUCCUGACCUCGCCCGCCUGCUGGGCGCACGGCUGCUGGUGCCGCUGAGCGUGGGGCUGCUGCUGCUGCUGGACACCAUGCUGUCCGCAGCGGCCGCAGGAGUGGGGGCAGCAGGAGCAGCAGGGGGUGGCUUUGGAGCGGUGUUGGGGCUGGGAUCUGGGUUUGGUUUGGUGCCUGCAGGUGCGUUGCUGCCGCUGGCGGCUACGUUGAUGGCGCUCCUAGCUCCGGUGACGUCUCAGGGCCUGGUGAACGCCCGGCGCUUCCGUCUCAACGAGCAAACCGCCGCCGCCAUCUCAGCCGCCUCCCUCCUCACCUCCGUACCCCUCAUGCUCCUAGCCGGCAUCGCAACCUGCAUCACCGGCGUCACCCGGCUGCCGUCAAUGCCGCCGCCGCCAACUCUGCCGUACAGCGCCGCCGCCGUCGCCGUGGCCGUCAACGCCUGGCCGCUAGCGGCCUUCGCGGCGGCGGCGAUAGCCGCCGUCGCCGCCGCCGUACGCUACGCCACGCGAAGUACGGAGUACGGCACGUCUGGGGGGCAGCGGCAGGAGGCCGGGGAUCGGCGGGUUCGCAUGGUGUACGUGGGGCCAGUGGAGCCGCCAGCCACGUCAGCAGCGGCGCCGGCGACGAUGACGUCGGCGGGCAGUGAGGCGAGCCAUCCGGUCAGCGCUGGUGCUGGAGCUUCUGGGGUGGAGGGAGCAGGAGGGGGCAGCACAGCAUCGUCCACGGAGGCGGCGGCGGGGGGUAGCAGCGGCGGUGGUGGUGGCGGUGGCAGGGCUAGCGGCGACGAUGAGGGCGCCGGGCCCAGCAGCAGUGGUACCGGCAGCGGCGGCUGUGGCAGCAAGGGCGGACCUGGGGCGCGGGGGCCGGGGGCUACACAAGCGGUGUCGCAGGCAGCCCCGGUGCUGCAACGGACGCUGGCGGGAGCAGCGACGGCGUCAUGUUGGGGGCGGCAGCGGUCGUACGGCAGGGGUUUCGGAGCGCAGGGCGUACGACAUGGCAGUUGGGUGGCGGCGGCGGCGGCGACACGGCAAGGGAGUUGUACGGCUGCUGCUACCGGUGCUUCGACGGUGGUUUCGGCGCAACCGGCUCGGGUGACGAUGGCUCAAAUGUACGGCAGGAGUACGGCAACGAUGUCAGGUUGCGUUGUACGGCGAAGUUACGUAGUGGCUAUGGCUCGACGAUUGCAAGCGUUGCGGCGGACUACCGGUACCUCGCUGCAUGCGCGGUAGGGGUAGAAUGGUGCAACUCCAUGCGGCGCGUACGGCAGGGGCGUUUUGUGGGCAUUGUCGCCGGGGGCCUCAGGAUCUCUUCGUUGAGGUCCCCUGUUGAGUUGUGGCACAGCCUGGUUGGUGUUUGGGGAUCCAGCAGGGAUUCUUGUCGGAUCGAGUCCCCUGCCGAAGUCACCGCUGCGUUUUGGCUGUCGGCAACCUGCUGUAAACAACACGUGC
Astrephomene gubernaculifera is the source of this 2670-nucleotide messenger RNA. Lineage: Eukaryota; Viridiplantae; Chlorophyta; Chlorophyceae; Chlamydomonadales; Astrephomenaceae. The record is from the annotation of a GenBank genome assembly.